ACGUGCUGCGGCGAGCUCCGUCCAAAAGAAAAUGGGGUUUGGUGUAAAUCUGGGGGUGUAAUGUUAUCAUAUAUCAAGCUACCUCGUAAAACCGACACUGAAAGCUGCCGGACAACAAAUCACAGGUCAAAAUUAUGAGUUCUUCGUAUUAUGUGAACGCGCUUUUUAGCAAAUAUACGGCGGGGGCUUCUCUGUUCCAAAAUGCCGAGCCGACUUCUUGCUCCUUUGCGCCCAACUCGCAGAGAAGCGGCUACGGGGCGGGCACUGGCGCCUUCGCCUCGACCGUACCGGGCUUGUACAAUGUCAACAGCCCCCUUUAUCAGAGCCCUUUUGCGUCUGGCUACGGCCUGGGUGCCGACGCCUACGGCAACCUGCCCUGCGCCUCCUACGACCAAAACAUCCCCGGGCUUUGCGGUGACCUCGCCAAAGGCGCCUGCGACAAGGCGGACGAGGGCACGCUACACGGCCCUGCCGAGGCCAAUUUCCGCAUCUACCCUUGGAUGCGGUCUUCAGGACCUGACAGGAAGCGGGGACGCCAGACCUAUACGCGCUACCAGACGCUGGAGCUGGAGAAGGAGUUCCACUUCAACCGCUACCUGACGCGGCGCCGCCGCAUCGAGAUCGCCCAUGCGCUCUGCCUCACCGAGCGCCAGAUCAAGAUCUGGUUCCAGAACCGCCGCAUGAAGUGGAAGAAAGAACAUAAAGAAGAGGGUCCGGCUGCCCCCGAGGGUCCCGUGCCCUCUGCUACUGCCGCUGCUACCGACAAGGCUGACGAUGAGGACAACGAAGAGGAGGACGACGAGGAGGAAGAAUGAGGGGCCUAGCUGGGGACCCUCAUUACACCGGACAGUCAGAAAAGCGUCUUUAAGAGACUCAUUGGUUUUAUUUACAAAUGUGGGAGAAAUAAAAAGAAAAUGUAAAAAGAAAAAAAAAAACCCACCCUAGUUCCCAACCUGCACUCCACCCCACUCCAGCUCCCAACAUUUUUGGGCUGAGUGGCUACCAAGACUGGGUCGCCUUGGUGAUUUCCUCUGCUUCUGAGGAUCCCAACAGACACCCCCAAUCCCAGGUCAGCCAGCCCUUCACUGGCGUGGCCAAAAUACUACCUAGCACAGGCCUCAGCGAGAGGCACCCCAAACUACCUAUGGGCCAAGCCCCUGAGGGCCUUCAAUCCCAGGAAGCCUGGACGUGUCCCUACACUGGCAGAUACCCAGCACCACCCACUAUGCCCUAAAGAACAUGACUCUCAGUACUACCUACUCCCCCCAAACUACCUAUUUUGUGCUGGCUGGCUUGCCUGCUACCUAGUGCCAGCCCCUCACAGGCCAGGCUUCUGCUGCUUAUAGUGGACAGCCUUUGGAGUCCUUGAGGCUACUCUGAGAAUGCGCUUGGGUCCAGGGACCAGGGCAUUGGCUUCUAUUUAAAUUGAAAAAUAAUAUAUUUAUUCCAAAGCAUUCUAAGUGCUGCAACAUAGAAUCCCUCCUUCUCUGGCUUGGCACCCGAGGUUCAGGACUAUCACCCUCCACUUCUGGAGGGGAGCGUUCCUGAGCUAGCUGCAUACCUCUGGGUUCGCUUCUGCUUAGUAGGACUAUGGAGAUGGUCCCAGCUUUGCUGUCAUCUCCUCUGGCCCCAGUGUCCUACUGUUCCGCUAUAUCAAAUAUGUACACCCUGUCUUUCCUACAAUAGCAAAUACUGUAUAUUUGAACAAGAUUUUUUUUUCAUUUCUAUAGUAUUGGAGUUCAUUUGUAAGGCAAUGUCUUGACUCAGAAGAAUGUGUUAACGGGGUGACUUUGUAGCAUGGUGUGUUGUCUUGAGCUAACUCUGUAGUGGGUGGGGAGGUCUAAUGCCUUCCUCAGUGCCCUUCAUCUCCUGUGUUGUCUUGUGUCCCCCCUCAACUCCACCCUGGGGAUCAGGGAAGGCAAGCCUCCCCGCCCAGCUAACCGUGUUUUAUGUAACAGAAAAAUAAAGAUGCUUGGUGACAAAG
Messenger RNA from Otolemur garnettii (small-eared galago), 1984 nucleotides. It is a transcript of the gene HOXA7, whose product is annotated as homeobox A7. The transcript has 2 exons. Gene Ontology annotation, molecular function: DNA-binding transcription factor activity, RNA polymerase II-specific; RNA polymerase II cis-regulatory region sequence-specific DNA binding. Bases 135 to 815 code for a protein of 226 amino acids. Lineage: Eukaryota; Metazoa; Chordata; Mammalia; Primates; Galagidae. The record is from RefSeq and is a predicted model, not a curated record. Gene Ontology annotation, cellular component: nucleus. Gene Ontology annotation, biological process: regulation of transcription by RNA polymerase II; anterior/posterior pattern specification.